Molecule: messenger RNA, 4751 nt
Organism: Paramuricea clavata
Lineage: Eukaryota; Metazoa; Cnidaria; Anthozoa; Malacalcyonacea; Plexauridae
Source: the annotation of a GenBank genome assembly
AUAACCGGGGGGAGUGGUAGCCAUCAGAUGCAGCUAACGGGGGGAGAGGUGACAGAGACGCGUGUAAACUGCAUUAAAAUUCAUGACAUAAAUAUGGUGGCCAAAUUGCCACAAAAAUGCCGAAAAUUUUGAAGGGAAAAUAGCGAUCGCCGAAGAUACUUACUUACAGUUGAGAUACCACCUCUGAUCUCACUAUGUGAGGAAUAUUUCAUGGCCUAAAGACGAUUUCUUUGCGGUAAAAGAAAAUUUAACAUGGUAAGGGGCGAGUGAUGAGUUACAUGAGCACAUGGCCUUAAAUGUUUAUAGCGCUGUAUAGAACUGUUGCUCUGCUUUGUUCUUUUACAAUCUCGUUUUAUUUUUGUCUUGGUAUAUUCCAGUUUAUGAAUUAAAACUGUACUGGAUGAAUAAAACUGGAUUAAUGAAAGAACAAUGCGGUUCAAAUGUUCAACAUUGUUAUUAAAUAGUAAUACUCUAUUUGGUCCUAUAAAAAUUGAUAUUGAAUCUUAGGCCACUACCAAAAGGCUGUUUCAUAGCUAUUUUACCCCCUACAUUCUAACAUCCACACAUUUCCAGGGCAAGAAAAAACGGUUUAUUGAUAAGAAGAAUGCUGUAAGCUUUCGUUUGGUUCAUCGAAGUCAGCGUGAUCCGUUACAAGCUGACGAAGACAGUUCUAAACAUGUGUUGUUGCCUGUGGGGUAUAGCGAGUCAUCGCAUGGUCACACAGACCAGGUUGGUAUUAGAGAUAUUGUCGAACCUCUUAGCUUAACGAACACUCAUCUAGUGGAGACCUCUUUGAUGAACACACACAAUUCGACUGGGCUUUGUAAUCAUUUAUUUGAACCAGGGUAGCGAGCGAAACAUGAUUGAUAUACCUGGUUGCAGUGAACGAACAAACUUUAAACAUAUUUGAAAUGUUCUGACUUUGUACCUUACAUUGGCAUCACCUUGUAUUUAUACAUGAACUGGCGAGGUUUGAUUCUGCCAGAGGGCCUAUAUGGGCUCCUGGUUAGGUAUAACAAAUGUAUAAAAUUCAAACUCGAAAUUUCAAUCUACAAAAUCCUUCUACAAUCAGCUAUAUAUAUACUGUAUAAUUAUAAUGUGCAAAUCUUAUCCAAACCAUAUUUUUAUUUCUAUUUGAUGAAAUUCUUGUUUCAUUUAUUUCACAGGCAACUGGUUAUCAAAAGUAAGUGUUUGAUAUUCAUUGCAUAAACGUAUAAAUAAUGUCUUUUCAAUAUUCUGAAUCUGUGCUAGCAGUGAUGGUUGAUGAAAUAUGUUACAUUCUUACUUUACCAUCAGGGGAACUGUUGAAGAACGUAAAAAAGAGCAGCGAGACUUUGGUGUAUUUUACGAAGAUGAUUACGACUACCUUCAACAUUUGAAACCAAGAACGGACACAAGUCUUGAACCAUUGCCUGGCAAUGUCACUGUGAUUGAAGCAAAGAAACCUGACGUGAAAAAGGCAUGUUCAAUUCACGUUCAUUUUAUAAUUCAGACAUGCUAUUGAAGUUUCCAGUAUUUGUAUUAUUAUGAUGGUAAUGAUCAGAUGGUGAUGAUAAUAGAUGAUGGUGGUGGCAAUGACGAAAGUGAUGAUGGUAAUGUUGGUUGAGAUGGUAAUGAUGGUGCAUGGAGAUGAUGGUAUAGUGAUGAUAAUGAUCCCAAUGUGAUGGUGCCAGUAAUGGUGAUAUUUAAAUUCAUUAUAGUUUGGAAAGGUUUCCUUACCGAGCGAGGUAUUUGCCUCUGGUCAUGAAGAAGACGAAGGACUUCUUAACCUAGCCGCUCCUGUGUCGGGUCCUCGACCAGAUUGGGAUCCAGACAUUGUUGCAGCUUUGGAUGACGCACUUGAUUUGGAAGACCCUGAUAAUAUUCUGGAUGAUGAUUUCAUGUUAAAAGUAUGUGUUACAUACAUGUAAAAAUAUUUAAAAAAAUACUUUUGUUUGUUAGAAUAGUUGCUAACAUGAAUUUUCUCUUUUAUUUUAAUCCAAUUAGGCUAAUGAGUCUUUUGAAGAAGACAGGUACUGUAGAUCCAAAGGAAUAGUAAAAAAAUAUAAGGACAGCAGUAAUGACAAAUCUAGAUAAAUAUUUUUCUUCCUGACAGCAAAGACCAAAAAUAAAAAAUUCUGUGUAAAACCAAAUUUAAAAUUUCACGCAAUGCUAUGCACAAUCGUGUGGCGUUAGACAGGGUAAAAUAAUCUGGCAUUAGACAGAGUAAAAUCAUAAACUGGAGUGCAUUACAGUUCACUGCAACUUAAUGGUUAAACUAUCAGUUUAGACAUUUUGGUUUCACUUUUAUUCAGUGACAUCGAUGAAGAACUAUCAUAUGAAGGAGAUGAUGAUGAAGAAUAUUUUCCAUCAGACGGAGAUAUGAAAUCUAACGAAGAUAUGGACUCUGACGAAGAUAUGAAAUCUAAAUUCUCAAAUUAUUCCAUGUCGUCCUCUGUCAUACGACGCACUCAAGGUUAUUGGCAAAUCAUAUAAAAUGUCCAGUUCAUAUAAUUGCUUAAUACAGCACAAGCCUAUUAAAAAGUUAUUUGUUAAUGGGAAAAUCUCAACAAGUUGUGUUCGCACUGCUUGUUCCCAGUUGUUGUAACAAGUUUGGAACAAGUUGUUAAUAACUUGUAACAAGCUUGAUGGCAUUAUCAGACUUGUUACAAGGUUGUUCUGACAAGUCUGAUACAGUCAAGAUUAAAAAGAAUUUUACAAGGUUGAUGACACAAGGUUGUAACAAUAUUGUUAUAUUAUGACUGCAUCAGACUUGUUGAAACAACCUUGCGACAGUCUGUUAUCAACAAGGUUGUUACAACUGUUAACAAGUUGUUACAUACUUGUUGACAACUUGGGACAAGCAGUGCGAACACAACUUGUUGACGUUUUGUUGGCAGACUUGCUACGUACAAGAUGUGAGAUUUUUGCGUGUGUUGUAUCUCUCUGUGUUAACGGGAAAUCCCACUUCGUCGCUGCAAAAAGAAAUUCUGAAUGUAAUUUUUCUUUUCUCUGUGUAUAGGACUUUGUCUCCUUGAUGAUAGAUUUGAUAAGGUUAGUUUAAAUACUUGCGUACAAGCUGUCUACCUGUAUAAACCAUUGGCAGUACUGAUCGUGCUUUUUAGAUGCUUCUUUUGUAAUUUAGAUAGUUCAUGUUGCGUUUAUUCUAAAGCCCUGGGCAAACUAGGGAACAUUGUUGCGGAAACAUUGUUUCCUACCAAUGUUUUCCAGAGUGGGCAAACACUAGGAAACAUUAGUGAGAAACAUAGGGAAACAUCAAAUGUUUCUGAAAUCGCUAGGAAACAUUUUUGCUUCUCGGGAAGUAAAUCUUGUUCCCGCAACAAUGUUUCCACGGGUGGGCAAACAGGGAAACAUUUGAGGAAACAUCGAGAACCGCAAAUGUUUCCUAGUUUGCCCAGCCCCAGGGUUUAAAGAAAGAUGAAGUGUUAGAUUAGUUGGUGGAUCUUAAAGGCUGGAUUUACACUAUCAAAGUUUCUGUGAUCACAGUAGGAAUUUUGCAUAGCCAUAGGUAAAUUAUCCACCAAUAACUGGAAAUUUAUCGUUGCUUAAUACGUUCAGAUAAUGGAAGAGUACGAAGACGAUGAGAUCGGAGCGCUAGAUCACGAGGAAGUCUGUGGAAAUAGGAGUUUAAAUGAUCCACUUUUAGAAAGCAUAAAAAAUGAAAUAAAUGAUGGAAAAGGCGAAAGGUAAUGAUACAAAGUGGGUCUGGCUAAUUAUUUUAAAAAAAAUAUAAAACGAAACGGAAUUAUGCCAAUUUCAAGAUUUGUCGACAAGAUGAAUUUAAAAACAACAGCAACAUAACAAGUGUAAAUAUAUAUUGUUCUCGCCAAAUUUUGUUUUGAAAUGUCCUAGUACAAUUGUACCACAAGAAAGUCAGCAUUCUAUACUUUGACACGUUGUUAGAUUGCGUUACACUUGUGGAAAAGUAAAAUUGUUUCAUUUGGUCGAUUACGUUUGCCUUGUGUUAAGGUGAACUGCUUGAUCACUUGAAACGUGGCUUGUUUGUGUUUUAUGUGGUGGAAGUUGAAUUGCUUUCUCCACUGCACCAUGACAAGCUGACAUGUUUGUAAAUAUGUGGCUGCAUGUUUACCAUUGUUAAUGAUGCAAUGUAUGUUAAUAAAGUACAGUCAUGCACGUACCAGCCUUCAUGUGGUAUGAACCAUGCAAUGGACAAAAUCCUUACUUUGUUUAUUGUUUAUCGAGUUUCUCACCCACUGGCAUGAGCGGAUUUCCCAACAAGCUAUUCCUAAGUGCAAUAGGGGAUCCGAGCUAUACCUACGAUUUUAACGUCCUUAUCCGAGAAGACACGAAGUCUAACCAUUUACUGAUGUCAAUGUAAAGGUAGCACUUUCUCCUCAAUUAUUUUAACUAGAUCUUUAGUAGAGGUCCGACCAUGCUUGAAAGGCAAGCGGGGUGAUCACGAUACCACAAGAGAGAUAUUCAAUUACUUAAAGAUAGAACUCUGCAUGUGCCUUAAGUUUGUAUUCUCGAAAUAUUUCAUCAUGAGCAUGCAAUAUUUAUUUCUUUAACAUGGCAGCGAGGCUGUGAAGGUGACAAGAGUUAGGUUUGAUGUGCGAGAAGACAAGAAGUCCAGCAGUGAAGACGAGGGCUUUACAAGAAUUCAAGAGACUCCUAAAGAACAAUGGGAUUGUGAAUCUAUUUUAAGUAAGCAUUACAUGACAGAUUCAUCAAAUGGGUAUCUCAAAGGUGGAGAGUGCAGAUUUGUAUCUGAACUCCCUGAAAACGAGCGC